AUGACGACAGACGUGGAAGAGGAACUGCCGGAAGGGGUGUGUGCUCAUUUCAUCGACGUCUGGGUGGACCCGUCGACACAUCCGUUCAUUGUUGCACUAUGCAUCGUCAUCUACUCCUUUGUUUUUGUGCUCGGUUUUACGGGCAAUAUGGGAUUGAUAAUCGCCACCUUUCGAUACCGUAGCCUGCAAACGCAAUGGUAUUUCGGCGAAUUACUAUGUAUGAUUUGCGGGGGUCUCCAAGCCAUGGGUGUCUUUAUCGGCACAUUUUCACUGUGUGCAAUUGCUGUUGAUCGUUAUUUCAGGUUGUGCGGGUCACCGGGUAACACAUUGAGCAAGUUGCAUGCGGUGCGUAUUACGGCAAUUUUAUGGGUAUUUUCCACGGUCUGCACGGCGCCCUAUGUUUAUCAUAUGGAGCUGAUUGAUUAUAAAGGCGUCUGCGGCAAAUUCUGCAGCGAAAAGUGGUCGUCCCACAACGCCAAGCUGGUUUAUACAAUUUUUGUGCUCAUCAUCCAAUUUGUUGUGCCCUUCUUGAUCAUGACGAUCUGCUACCAUUCGAUCUUUUCCUUUCUGCGAAGGCGGGCGGCAAAUCGGUUGACUUCUAUUGGGCAGCAAGCAAAUUUGCUGUACGUUUUGGCAGCGACAGCCGGUGGAGAUUCUCAACAGCAUAAAGAACAAUUAACCCACCUGAUCGAUCAAAAGAAGCGGGUACUGGCGCAGAAGCGGCGCGUUACGGUCAUAUUGGUAUCCAUGGUGCUAAUCUUUGGUAUAACUUCAUUACCACACAAUAUCGUAUCUUUAUUGCUGGAACAUGACCGAAAUUUUUUGACGUUUGAUAGUAUCGACUAUCAGUAUAUUGCGGCACUGGCGACACAUUUCCUCGCCAUGCUCUCCUGCGUGGCAAACCCAUUCUUGUACGCGUUCCUGAACCCAGAAUUCCGGGAAUUGAUCGUCACCGGGUUGCGUUGGGGCCCGUACGCAGUUGUCAGACGAACGUGGCAACCCACGCAAACGACGAUAUUA
Messenger RNA from Mesorhabditis spiculigera, 1020 nucleotides. The record is from the annotation of a GenBank genome assembly. Lineage: Eukaryota; Metazoa; Nematoda; Chromadorea; Rhabditida; Rhabditidae.